UCCAUUCAUCUACCUUCAUUACCACUUUAUUACUCCAUUUAUAACUACUAACCAUAUUUCUAAUCUCUUCUUUCCCAUCAGAAGGAAACAAAAUUAGCAGUACCAAUUUCCCAGUUAAUCAAAAGCUUCAGCAAAGAAUCAAGAAUAAUUUGUUCACUGUCACUAUGCUGUGAUUCCGCAUUCCAGUUCCUCCAUUUCAAUUUUUCUUUUCUUUUCUGAUCCCUGCGAUUCAAAGCAAUGUUACAUUUUUAGGCUUAGCUUCCAUUGCAAUAAACCACGGCCCCACCAUCAAAUUCAAACCAUCCUCUCUCACUCUCUAUCUCUACGCUCUUCGUUCAAAUGGCUUCCAAGAACCAGAAUAAGGCUCCUUCUCAAACGAGUUUCUCUUCCAUUAAUAGCAAGUGUAGUAGUAUCGAUGAGGUUUCCAUAGAUAAGAAAAGAAGCACAAAAAUGGCAACACGAACUCAAACGCAAACUCGUCAAGCAUUUUCAAUUGUAAAUGGGGGCCAAGAUCUACCCCCAAUUCCUAGCAAUUCUGGUUCUGAUUGUGGUGCAGUUGAGUUCUGCAGAGAUGACGUGGAGACAUUACUCAAUGAGAAGUUGAAGAAAAAUUUGAAUUACAGAGAGAAGAAUGACAAAAUGAUUGAUUUCAUUAAAAGACUCAAGCAAUGCAUCAAAUGGUUUAUGCAGCUUGAAGCAACCUGUGUUGAAGAGCAGGAAAAAAUCGAAAAACAGUUGGAAUUGGCGGAAAAAAAGUGUGAUGAUAUAGAGUUGAUGAUGAAGGCCAGGGAAGAUGAAUUGAACUCUAUUAUUAUGGAACUGAGGAAAAAUUUGGAGGCAUUGCAGUCAAAGUUUGCAAAGGAGGAAGUUGAUAAAUUGGAAGCAUUGGAUUCUUUGGCUAGAGAAAGAGACUCGAGAGCUGCUGCAGAGAAAUUACAAGCUUCUCUUUCUGAAGAUCUCAGACAAAGCCAACUAGAUAACACUAGUGCCAACCAGAAGGUUCAGUCACUUAAUGAUACAUAUAGGCGGUUACAAGAGUUCAACACGAGCUUGCAUCAGUGGAACAGUAGGCUUCAAUCAGAUCUUGAAACGACAAACACAAUGCUCAAGCGUGUUCAGGAAGAAAAGGCAGCCAUUGUGGAAAACCUUAGCUCUCUGAGGGGCCAAUAUACUUCUCUGCAAGAGCAGCUUAGUUUGUCACGAGCAUCCCAAGAUGAGGCAAUCAAGCAGAAAGAAGCACUAGGCAGUGAAGUUUCAUGCUUGAGAGGCGAUCUGCUACAAGUGAGGGAGGACCGCGAUAGACAUUUGUCACAAGUUCAAGGGUUACAAUCUGAAGUUUCAAAUUUCAAGGAAUGUGCUGAAAAGUACACAGCAGAUUUGGAGACUCUGAGCACUAAAAAAGUGGAACUGGAGUCAACAUGCUUGGUUCAAAGUGAGCAAAUAAGGAGAUUACAUGAACAGCUUGCUUCUGCCCAACAGAAAUUGCAGCUUUCCGAUCUAUCAGCUAUGGAAACGAGAUCUGAGUUUGAGGAGAAUCAGGCAUUCAUUCUUGAGUUGAAAAGUCGUCUAGCUGAUGCAGACUUGAAGAUUGUAGAGGGGGAAAAAGUUCGCAAGAAAUUGCAUAACACUAUUCUGGAGUUGAAAGGGAAUAUUCGUGUAUUCUGUAGAGUGAGACCCUUGCUUUCCGAUGAUGGGGCUGGAAAUGAUGUAAAAGUUGUUUCAUUCCCAACAUCAAUGGAUGCGCAGGGUCGAGGCAUUGAUUUGAGCCAAAAUGGGCAAAAGCAUUCUUUCACUUUUGACAAAGUAUUUGUGCCUGAUAACUCACAAGAAGAUGUCUUUGUGGAGAUAUCACAGCUUGUGCAAAGUGCGCUUGACGGAUAUAAGGUCUGCAUAUUUGCCUAUGGGCAAACAGGCUCUGGUAAGACAUACACGAUGAUGGGCAAGCCGGGCCUACUAGAUCAGAAAGGUUUAAUUCCACGAUCACUAGAGCAAGUAUUUCAAACAAAACAAAUGCUUGAAGCACAAGGAUGGAAGUAUGAGAUGCAGGUGUCAAUGCUUGAAAUAUACAAUGAAGCAAUACGUGACCUGUUAUCAACAAACAAAUCAACCUUUGAUGCAUCACGAGUAGAAAAUUCUGCGAAGCAAUAUGCCAUCAAGCACGAUGCAAAUGGCAACACCUUUGUCUCUGAUCUUACCAUUCUUGAUGUCCGCAGUAGCAGGGAAGUUUCCUAUCUCCUAGAACGGGCGGCACAGAGCAGGUCUGUUGGCAAGACCCAAAUGAAUGAACAAUCUUCAAGGAGCCAUUUUGUCUUUACACUAAGAAUAGUUGGUGUUAAUGAGAGCACUGAUCAGCAAGUCCAAGGUGUGCUGAAUCUAAUUGAUCUUGCUGGUAGUGAGCGUCUCUCCAAGAGUGGUUCGACUGGGGACCGGCUUAAAGAAACUCAGGCCAUCAAUAAAAGUUUAUCGUCACUAAGUGAUGUCAUUUUUGCCUUGGCAAAGAAAGAGGAGCACGUGCCGUUUAGGAACUCAAAGCUCACUUAUCUUCUCCAGCCUUGCUUAGGUGGAGAUUCAAAGACUUUGAUGUUUGUGAAUGUUUCACCAGAUCCUGCAUCCGUGGGCGAAUCACUAUGUUCGCUACGGUUUGCUGCAAGGGUGAAUGCUUGCGAGAUUGGCAUCCCAAGACGUCAAACCAAUCUAAGAUCUACCGAUUCUCGAUUGAGCAUUGGCUGAUUUUAUGCUUAUGAGGGUGGGGGGGUUUACACUAUUGUGUAGAUUUAGGAAAGUGUGUUUACUACGUGUUCUUGGCAUUCGAUAACAAAUGACGGAAAACUAACUACAUUUACAUGUAAUAUGUACAGUUGAAGAGAUUGGGUAUGUAUCAAGAUUUUUGUAUGAUGCAAUUUGUGAUCUUCACAGUUGUAAUGAGAGUAAAAGCUAGUUAAUUUGAAUA
This is a messenger RNA of Salvia hispanica, 2950 nucleotides long. RefSeq names its product kinesin-like protein KIN-14C. Gene Ontology annotation, molecular function: ATP binding; microtubule binding; microtubule motor activity. Gene Ontology annotation, biological process: microtubule-based movement. Lineage: Eukaryota; Viridiplantae; Streptophyta; Magnoliopsida; Lamiales; Lamiaceae. The record is from RefSeq and is a predicted model, not a curated record.